AUGAACGAAGGCGACGGCGACCCAAUACACGGACCUCCUCCCCAUCAAGUACCCGAAGGUGGCGAAAUACAGAGGGCUCUUGACGCCUUGAAUAACUUGAAUGACCAGGACUCGCAACAUGCGGCCAAUGGCGACAUCCAGUUCGAUGAGAUACCCGCGCUGGGACCGACCGAUGGAGGACGAAUGGAAUUGUCUGACCAUGAACGCCAGUGGGCGUUGGACAUCAAAGAAGAAAUGAUACGAGAUCCCGAGUUGGAUGUUAUGUCUGAUUACGAUAUCGCACAGAUAGCGUUAGUAGACCAGGGGGAUACAGAGGCUGCCAUUGAUCGAGCCUACAAAAUGCAAGGGUUUAAGAUGGAGUUCGAUGUCAUUGACGAACCAGCACAUGGAAGGAGGAUACUCCAGCAAUUCAUGGAUCUGUUCCCCGACCUGCUCUUGUGCUUCUCGUACAGCCAUCCACUGGAACGAUAUGUGGUGGCAAUGGACGGAACAAAGUUCGAUGCAAAAACUUUGAAACAUAAUCCACAAGCACUACAGACAAUGAUGUGUGUCGGGUACUACAUCUAUCAUGCCUUGAAUCCAGAUUUUGAAUCUAUUCGACAGGGUGUGAUUCUUUUGGCGGAGUGUGGAGGGUUCUGCUGGACACAGCAUCUGAGCAUGGACCUUUUCAAAAUGAUCACGUCGGAUUUUAUUUCUGUCUAUCCCGUCAAAUGGAACAAGAUCAGGCACUUCCACACAAGUUUGUUUUUCAACCUUGUGUCCUCAAUGGCAAAACCAUUGAUGCCUAGUGAUUUCAAGGAAGUGUUUGAGGUUGGUUGCGUUUCCUUAUUGGGGCGUCUGGAUGAAGUCUAUCUGACUCCCACAAGAGAGGCUGCGACUGAAAGAUUCAAAGAUCGGUUGGCUACGAGUCUUCAAAGAAGGUACCAGAAUGCCAGUGAAUUCACUCUCUAA
Molecule: messenger RNA, 951 nt
Organism: Seminavis robusta
Lineage: Eukaryota; Bacillariophyta; Bacillariophyceae; Naviculales; Naviculaceae
Source: the annotation of a GenBank genome assembly